CCUUUCUUUCUCUUCCUUCGGGAAAUAUCCCAUCGUCCGGUCCCACCAGUCAUCCUUUUUUGCCUCCAUCUCCUCCGGCGAUGGCCGCCGGUCUCCUGCUCGGCAACGCCGCCGCGGCCCCGCAUCGCCGUCUGCCCGCCGCGACUGCACCUCUGCGGCCGUGGCCGCGCGCGGCCAGGUUCGCCGCUUCAGCCUCCGACGGCGGCGGGGGCGGGUGGGAGGAGCCGUCGGAGGGAGAGGUAGGCGGAUACGGCGCGGAGAGGACCGCCGAGGAGCUGCAGAGACACGCCUCCGUCGCCGACGAGUCCUAGGACCGAGAAGCACGAGCUCCAGGAGAACCAAAUUAGGACGGAGAGAGGGGGUGCCUACAUUGCUCCCCAAUUGCCUACUUGCAGAAGGUGGAGAAGGAGACUGAUCAUAGUUAGGGGCAAGCCAAAUAAAGGAGGGCGACGGCGGAGCAGAUGUUCGAUUUGGGAAAGCGAUAUGUGUCACAUUAGUAGGACUGGGCGAAACUCGCUGGUCACUCCAAAGUCCAAACCGCAUCAAUACAUUGAGAGGGAAAGGCUUGAGAUAUGUACCUAACUUCUGCAUUUCCACAGUUUGGUCCACAGCCAUGGGAGGAGACCAGACUAGGAGAGAAGACAAGUCUUGAUCUGGUCAGUCCAUACUGCAAUGAGUACAGGUGAGGAGACUAAACUUGUCUCCUAGACUUGAGAUAAGGACAUGAAGGGAGACCGGACUAGGAGAGAAGACAAGUCUUGAUCUGCAAUACGAUGGGAGGUCAUGCGAUGCUUCAGAUGAGUACCUAGCUUCUGUAUUCCCCAGCUAGCUUAAUUUAGCUUGACAGUUUGGUCCACAGACAUUCCCAUGGGAGCUCAUGCAAUGCUUGGAUUGCUCACAACGCUUGCCCUUUGGUGCCUUGUGAUCACCAACAUUACCAGGGGCACAGCUGCAUGCAUCGCCAUUGAGAGGGGUGCACUGGCUGCAUUCAACGUCAGCAUCACUGAUCCUGGUGGGAGGUUACGCUCAUGGCAAGGAGAAAACUGCUGCAGCUGGGGCGGUGUGAGCUGCAGCAAGAAGACCGGCCAUGUCGUCAAGCUGGACCUUGGUGGUUACUCCCUCAAAGGUGAGAUCAGUCGAUCCUUGGCCGGUUUGACCAGAUUGGUCCACCUCAACUUGAGCCAUGGGGAUUUUGGUGCCGUGCCCAUCCCAGAAUUCAUAGGCUCUUUCAGGAUGUUGAGGUCUCUUGAUCUGUCACACGCCGGUUUUGGCGGAACGGCUCCUCCUCAACUUGGUAAUUUGUCAAGACUCAUCUAUCUUGAUCUGGGUUCAUUUGGAGGUCCUGGGAUCAUUGUGGAUAAUUUUCAUUGGGUUUCCAAGCUGAAUUCCCUGAGGUAUCUGGACCUCAGUUGGUCCUAUCUUGCUGCUUCCGUGGAUUGGCUGCAAGCAGUGAACAUGCUCCCGUCACUCCAAGUGCUUCGCCUGAAUGAUGCUAGUCUUCCUGCCACCGACCUCACUUCUCUUUCUUCGGUCAACUUCACUUCCCUUAAGAUACUUAAUCUGACAAGUAACGAUCUGAAUUCCUCCAUGCCGAAUUGGAUUGGCAAGCUAUCCGCCCUCUCAAAGUUGGACAUGACUAGCUGUGGGCUUUCAGGCAUGAUUCCUAUUGAGCUUGGCAGACUGACUUCACUUCAGUUCUUAGGGUUAGGGGACAACAAGUUGACUGGAGCAAUACCAACAUCAGCUAGUAGGUUGUGCAACUUGGUUCAAAUCAAAUUGUCCGGAAACAUCUUGUCAGGAGAUAUUGCAAAAGCGGCCAAGAGCCUAUUUCCCUGUAUGAAGCGCUUGCAGGUCCUUGAACUUUCUGAUAACAAGUUAACCGGACACCUAUAUGGUUGGCUUGAGGUCAUGUCAGGUUUAAGAAUCCUUGAUCUCAGUGCGAACUCACUGUCUGGAGUUGUGCCACAUGGUAUUGGUAACCUAUCAAGCUUGACAUACUUGGACAUUUCCUUUAAUAGAUUUAAAGGCACACUAUCGGAACUCCACCUUGCCAAUUUAUCAAGAUUGGAUACUUUAAAUCUAGCAUCAAAUUCGUUCGAGAUUGUCAUCAAACAAAGCUGGUUGCCACCUUUUCAGCUCAUAAAUCUUGGACUGCAUGAUUGCCUUAUAGGACCAGAGUUUCCUUCUUGGUUGCAAUCACAAACUAAAAUCGAGAUGAUUGAUCUUGGCAGUGCAGGCAUCAGGGCUCCGUUACCUGACUGGGUCUGGAACUUCUCUUUGUCAAUGACUAGCUUAAAUGUCGCAACAAACAACAUAACUGGCAAGUUGCCUGCAAGCCUGGAGCAAUUGACAAUGCUGACAACUCUAAGCAUGAGGAAUAAUAAGCUUCAGGGGAACAUUCCAGAUUUGCCGCUUAGCAUCCGAGUGUUGGAUCUAUCCAACAACAACUUAUCGGGAUCAUUGCCACAGAGCUUUGUUGUUAAAGAAUUGCAUUACCUAUCUCUAUCAAAAAAUUCCAUUACUAGAGUAAUCCCAACAGAUUUAUGCAACAUGAUAUCCCUGGAACUGAUUGACCUAUCUGAUAACAACCUUUUUGGAGAGCUUCCCGAUUGUUGGCGUAAGAACUCGGAACUGUAUGUCAUAGACUUUUCAAGCAAUAACUUGUGGGGAGAAAUACCAUCUACGAUGGGUUCUCUAAAUUCCCUUAUGUCACUGCAUCUUAGCAACAACAGCUUGUCUGGAAUAUUGCCCACUUCAUUGCAGUCAUGUCAAAUGUUGGUGUUCCUUGAUCUUGUAGGAAAUAAUUUGUCAGGAAACAUACCAAGAUGGAUAGGCAGUCUAAAAUCUCUGAUAUUUCUUAGUUUAGGGUUCAACCAGUUUUCUGGUGAAAUACCUGAAGAAUUGUCCCAACUUCCUGUUCUGCAGUUAUUGGAUCUUUCUAACAACAAACUCUCUGGCCCUGUACCACAUUUCCUAGGAAAUUUAACAUCCUUACACCUGGUCCCUCAAUACCAAGACUUGACAAGGCCUUUCCUUCAGUACAAGAUUUAUGGUGUUGGGGGUGCUUACUUUUCUGUGUAUACAGAUGCCGUGGUGGUAACGUGGAAAGGUCAGAUGCUUAUUUUUCAGAUAACAUUAUUUCUGGUGGCGGGAGUUGACCUGUCAGCAAACCAGCUAACUGGUGAGAUUCCAAGUGGAAUAGGAUUUCUAUCUCAUAUACGUUUUUUGAAUCUGUCAAGGAACCACAUUGGAGGAAGUAUCCCUGGUGAACUUGGGAAUUUGGUGGAUUUAGAGUCACUCGAUCUCUCAUGGAAUGAUCUAUCAGGUCCAAUUCCUCACAGCUUGGCGUCACUAGACAGUUUGUCCACCCUGAAUUUGUCCUACAAUGAUCUCUCAGGAAAGAUACCGUCGAGUAAUCAGUUCGCAACUUUUGGUAAUUACUCUUUCUGGGGAAAUGAAAAUCUCUGCGGGCCUCCACUUUCCAGAGUCUGUGUACCCGAGAGUAACAGAUACCGGCACCUUAAACUUCAACUCAGAUUUGACACGCUGACAUGUCUAUUUACUCUGCUCGGGUUUGCAUUCGGAAUCUCCACUGUAUUCACCACCUGCAUAUGCAGCGCGGUCGCGAGGAAGGCUUAUUUUCAGUUCACCGACAGGGUACUCAGCAAGCUGUGCACUGCUAUUAAGAUGAAGGUUAGCAUCAACAGGAUGAUGCCAGCAGGAAGAGACCCCUCCUUGGCGAUCCGGAGUCAGGACUCUGUCACCUGCUACGAGCUGGAACAACCUUCCACUGCUAGUAUGUAAAGCGCCUUGUAAUAUGAAUGGAUUAUUUGAAGUAGCCAUAUGUUAUUUCCUCGGAAUAAUUAGCUGAAUUCUCUUGCCCUGCUUGAUAUUACCAGAUAAUCCACUUGUGCCUCUUUUUAUAAUUUAUAUGCAUGAAGCAUGCAUACUUUUUCAUGUGGGUGACUAUGUUUAUUAGCACUCUGUGCAUUUUU
This is a messenger RNA of Aegilops tauschii subsp. strangulata, 3995 nucleotides long. RefSeq lists its product as uncharacterized. Lineage: Eukaryota; Viridiplantae; Streptophyta; Magnoliopsida; Poales; Poaceae. The record is from RefSeq and is a predicted model, not a curated record. Gene Ontology annotation, molecular function: protein binding.